This is a messenger RNA of Penicillium odoratum, 2601 nucleotides long. Its product is annotated as putative DNA mismatch repair protein. NCBI's taxonomy places the organism in Eukaryota, Fungi, Ascomycota, Eurotiomycetes, Eurotiales, Aspergillaceae. Gene Ontology annotation, biological process: mismatch repair. The transcript is spliced from 3 exons. Gene Ontology annotation, molecular function: ATP binding; ATP hydrolysis activity; ATP-dependent DNA damage sensor activity. Gene Ontology annotation, cellular component: MutLalpha complex. The record is from RefSeq and is a predicted model, not a curated record. The coding region runs from base 1 to 2601 and encodes 866 amino acids.
AUGCCGAUUGAGGCCCUCCCCUCGGCGACAGUCAGGGCAAUCGGAUCUACAUCUGUGAUCUCCGAUCCAUGUUCGGUUGUCAAAGAGCUCAUUGAUAAUGCUUUAGAUGCGGGAUCUACUUCCCUUGUGAUCGAAAUCUCAUCAAACACCGUGGACGUGAUACAGGUGAAGGAUAAUGGACAUGGGAUUCCGACUGAUGACCACCCAUAUGUCUGCAGGCAUACAUUCACCAGCAAGAUUCAGACCCUCGAUGAUUUGAAAAAUGUCGGUGGCACGUCUUUUGGCUUUCGUGGUGAGGCACUAGCCAGUGUGGCUGAAAUGUCUGGCGGCAUGACCAUCACCACACGAAUUGCUUCCGAGGCUACCGGAUCGUGUCUCAAGUACGAAAGGGAUGGGCAGCUUUUCCAAUCUCAACGAACCGCUCACCCGGUCGGCACGACUGUCCGCAUUGUUCAUUUUCUCAAACACAUUCCCGUCCGCAGGCAGUUGGUCCAGAAGAGUGCGGCCAAGAUUCUCACAAGAAUCAAAAAGCUAGUUCAGGCUUAUGCUGUCGCCCAGACCCUCAAGAGGUUCUCAUUAAAAGUCCUUAAGGCGAAAAAUGAGAACAACAACUGGAUGUAUGCACCCAGUCCCGAUGCAACACUAUACGAUGCGGCCAUCAAGAUAUUUGGCCGCGAGUUAUCCUCUUCUUGUGUUACCAAGAAACUUUCGCCCGACUCAUCAGCUGCAACACAAUGCAGGUUUGACAACAAGGAAUACGAUGUUGUGGCUUUCCUUCCAAAACCAGAUUCAGAUAUCUACAAAAUAAAUAACUCAGGGCAGUUUAUCAGCGUGGACGGACGACCGCUGUCUGCUGCGACCGGGUUUGGUCAGGGUAUUGCAAAGCUAUUCAAAUCCUACAUUCGUGCUGCGUCAAAGAAUGAAGUGACGCGGUCGAUCACAGAUCCAUUCCUGAUCAUCCAGCUUAGCUGUCCACGAGGCUCAUACGAUGUCAACAUUGAGCCGGGGAAGGAUGACGUAUUAUUUGAGGAUCGAGACAUCAUGCUCUCUUUGGUCGAAAGUCUAUUUAAUGAACUAUACGGACCUCUCCCAGAUUCUCAUGCAAAACGCGCAGCCAAAGACAAAUGCUCCAAAGUUCAAAGAAGUGAUGAAUUCGACAUCAUGCUCGCCCGGAGACCGGCUAAUGAGCCCUCUACUGAAUCUACACAGACAGAUAGAUGUGUUCAAUCUACAGCCCCAAUUCCUCUGAUUCGCGGUACUCCACGCCCUGGAGCUCAGCCCCAAACUACCACUCCUUUUGCGAGUCAGAAGGGUCGCGACGGCACGGCUCAUACGGAAAGAAGAGGGUCUCGUUUUGUGAACCCCUGGUCGGUCACGGCUAUGAAUGCAUCAUUGCGUACCCCGAGGCAAGAGAUUGCUCCCCAACCCGUCAGUCCAGAGCUUUUACCAUCGUCAGAGCAUGUACGGCCCACCCCUCCUCGCAGACCUACUCAACAAUUACCCACGGAUAUUCCCGAGCCGCUAACCCCGAUUUCACGAUUUGUGUCAACGUCUUCUAUCAAUCGGCGACGGCAACCUCCAUCACAAGAAUCACAAGUCUCUCCUACUCAGACAAAUUCAACGGGCGAUUCAAAGAAGGCCGCGAGACAGCGUGACAAAGAACGAUAUGGCAAUGGGGCGCUUGACACGUGGUUCACCCGAAUUACACAAGUCUCUCUUGGGGAAGAGCCGACAGAGUCGACGGCCGAAGGUGAAGAAAUUCCAAGCAUUUCCCAGCUUGCGGGAGAAAGGUUUGGAAAUCAGACCGAGAAUCCCGGAAUUGAGGAACCUUCAAUCAAUGCGGACGAUCUUGGACGCAGGGCUGAUGCAUCAGAGAAUCAAACCUCUCCGUCAAAUCAGCAUAAUGAAGCUGGUUAUCAAGGCUCUAUGGAUAGUGGUCGUGGAUUUCCUGUUCUUGAAAGAUGGGCUGCCAGUCUUCGGGAGGGCUUCAACCCAGAAACCCAAUCUGAGGUGGACAAAGCCCUCGAUUUCGAGAGGCGCAAGAAAGAGGCGAUUAGAAAUCACCGUGCCCGUCAGGCUAACAAUAACACACCGUCGAGCUCUCAAACCAGUACCGCCAUCUCACAUUCGCCGCACCACAAUCGAUUCUUGAAAGCAAAGGCCGCUUUAGCGUCAGAUCGACCGUUUGCUCCAUUAGAUUCUACCAAUGCCCUUUCUCCCAAUGAUCCAAGAGCGUAUCUCAUUCGCCAAAAUACUCGGGAAUCUGGAAAUGAGAAGGCUCGACGACUUCCUGCCAACAAGUUACCUUUUGAAAAUAUACCUGAGGGCUAUGAUACUCACAGCAUCGGUCUUUCUAUGUCUACCGAUCUAUCCGAUGUGAAAAAAUCAUUCAAUCUGAUAGCUCUUCAUGAUUCUUACGUGCGUGAUGAAAAGGAACACACGCUUUCUGCAUCCACUGUGGAAUCUCUAGUCCCAGUCUGGAAUGAACGACUGAAUGCCAUUAUCAAGAAGAAAUACAAAGCUAAAAAUGAGUCCGGAGCUCCAGCCUUGAACAUCGAUGUUUCUCUGCUUAUCGACCAUCUCAACCGAUAUGAUUCAUGA